GCUCGGCCUGAGAGGCGGAGCCCGGGCCAGGCAGCCUGUCACCCUAUUUCUGCGCUGGACGACCGCCGCCACCUCUUCGGACCGCGAAGAACCUCGCUAGAGCGCUGUGCGUCUCCCCAGCGCAAGCCCAGGAGCCCGCUUUCCUGAGUAAGAGUCCGUCGGCCGCAGUAUCUGCAACAUGGCUGAUAAUUUGGAUGAAUUUAUUGAAGAGCGAAAAGCCAAACUGGCCAGAGACAAAGCAGAAUUGGAAAGUGAUCCACCUUACAUGGAAAUGAAGGGAACAGCAUCAGAGAAGCUUUCUGAAAACAGUAAAAUAUUAAUCUCCAUGGCUAAGGAAAACAUACCACCAAACAGUCAACAGACCAAGGGUUCCUUAGGAAUUGAUUAUGGAUUAAGUUUACCACUUGGGGAAGACUAUGAACGGAAGAAACAUAAACUGAAAGAAGAAUUACGGCAAGAUUACAGACGCUAUCUUACUCAGAAAAAUUUUCUAUCCACGAGUGAAACAGAUCCAUCUACUCUGGGAGUUUCUCUUCCUAUUGGUGAGAGGUUAUCUGCCAAGGAAAGGUUGAAACUUGAACGCAACAAAGAAUACAAUCAAUUUCUCAGGGAUAAGGAAGAAUCCACGGAGAAGUUCAGACAGGUAGAAAAGAGUACUGAGCACAAGAAUCAAAGAAGUAAAAAGCCUAUUAGUCAGGUUAAACCUGAUUUACCUUCACAAAUUCAGUCAUCUUGGGAAAAUUCAGAGGGUCCUAGGAAAGAUGUCUUAACUCCUUCAGAGGCAUAUGAAGAGCUUCUAAACCAAAGACGACUAGAAGAGGACAGAUACCGAAAACUAGAUGAUGAAAUUGAAUUAAGGAAUAAUAGAAGAGUCAUUAAAAAAACUAAUGAAGAAGUGGGCAUUUCCAAUAAAAAACAUCAGAGGUUUGUCAGCAAGACUGACAUUCCAGAUAGAAGAUUUCACAGGUUUAAUGAGGAUCCUGCUUUUGAUAAACAGUAUUAUAGACCAGGCCAACAUCCUGAAGUAAGUGAAGAAAUGGACGAGAGGUUUAGAUAUGAAAGUGAUUUUGAUAGAAGACUUUUGAGAGUGUAUACAAAUGACAGGAUGUACGGGAACAGAAGAGGGAAUGUGCCUCCUAUGGAGUAUGGUGGUGAUGUCACAGAAAAGUCAAACAUACGAAUUUCAUCUGCUGGAAAUCAAAGUGCUCGAGACAAUGAACCAUCCAAACCUACUAAUCGAGAGAUGUGUAGUCCUUUUGUGGGGAUGCUCUUUGGAGGUGAAGAUCGAGAACUUAUUCAGAGAAGGAAAGAGAAAUAUAGACAAGAACUAUUGGAACAAAUGGCUGAACAACAGAAGAACAAGAGACGAGAAAAAGAUUUGGAUCUCAGGGUUGCAGCUUCUGGAGCACAAGACCCUGAGAAAUCGCCUGAUAGACUAAAGCAGUUUAGUGUGACACCAAGACACCUCGAAGAGGCAAUACCACCUGAAAGACCCAGAGUAGCUUUCCAGACACCUCUCCCUCCUUCGUCUGCCCCCUCUGUCCCACCCAUGCCAUCAGUUUACUCCUUCCCAUCUCAAAAUGAAGACUUGCACAAUGGACUCAGCAGCACCCUUGGUGAAAUGGUGCCUCCCAGCAUUGCACCUCUGCCUCCACCUCCCCUACUACCACCUUUGGCUGCCAACUAUCGAACUCCUUACGAUGAUGCGUACUAUUUUUAUGGGGCCAGGAAUACAUUGGAUCCUAGUCUUGCUUACUAUGGUUCAGGAAUGAUGGGAGUACAGCCUGCAGCUUAUGUUACAGCUCCUGUCACCCACCAGCCAGCACAGCCUAUUGUGAGUACGGUUGGACAGAAUGAACUGAAAAUUACAAGUGAUCGAGCAAUAAAUUCAGGAUUGUUUUUUGAAGGUAAACUAAAGCCUUCAAAACAGUCACUUCAGUCUUACCAAGAAGCUUUGCAACAGCAGAUUCGAGAAAGAGAAGAAAGAAGAAAGAAAGAACGUGAAGAAAAAAAAGAAUAUGAAGCUAAAUUAGAAGCUGAAAGGAGAAGUUAUAACCCCUGGGGGAAAGGUGGAGGUGGUGCUCCUCUGAGAGAUGCAAAAGGAAAUCUGAUAACUGAUUUGAAUAGGAUGCACAGACAAAAUAUAGAUGCCUACCAUAACCCAGAUGCAAGAACAUAUGAAGAUAAAAGGGCUGUUGUAUCUCUAGACCAAAAUUUAGCCACUUCAAAUGCUGAGAACCUAGAAGAUUCUGCAAAUAAAAACUCAGGUCAUAUGCAAACACAGAGCUCUCCUUUUGCUCGGGGAAAUAUUUUUGGUGAGCCUCCAACUGAACUUCAGAUUAAACAGCAGGAAUUAUACAAGAAUUUUCUUCGUUUUCAGAUUGAGGAAAAGAAGCAAAGAGAAGAAGCAGAGCGAGAGAGAUUGAGAAUUGCCGAAGAAAAAGAAGAGAGACGGCUUGCAGAACAGAGAGCACGAAUUCAGCAAGAGUAUGAAGAGGAACAGGAAAAGAAAAGGGAGAAAGAGGAAGAGCAAAGGCUGAAAAAUGAAGAGCUUAUUCGGUUAGCUGAAGAAAGACGAAAAGAAGCAGAAAGAAAGAAGAAAGAAGAGGAAGAAAAACAUAACCUACAACUUCAGCACUACUAUGAAAGAGAAAAUAUAAUUGGCGAAGAAACAAAGCACUUGAGACAGCCUUCUCCUGUAGUUCCUGCUCUUCAGAACAAGAUUGCAAGCAAACUCCAAAGACCUCCUUCAGUUGACAGCAUUAUAACUUCCUUUAUUCAAGAAAGUUCCAUGUCCAGGGCACAGUCUCCUCCGGUACCUGCCAGGAAAAAUCAGCUUCGUGCAGAAGAGGAGAAAAAAAAUGUAAUUAUGGAAUUAUCAGAAAUGAGAAAGCAGCUUCGUAGUGAAGAGCGGCGUCUGCAAGGGCGGUUGCUGCACAUGGACAGUGAAGAUGAAGUUCAUAUAAGGAAAAGAGAAAGGAAUCCCAUGGAUGUAUUUGACAUGGCCAGACAUCGGUUACAGGCUCCAGUCAGAAGACAGUCACCUAAGGGCCUAGACACUACUACUUUUCAGAAUAUUCAUGACUUUAAUGAGCUGAAAGAUAGGGAUUCAGAAACACGAGUUGAUUUGAAAUUUAUGUACCCGGACCCUCCAAGAGAUUAUCAUACCUUAGAGAUUCAGCAGCAAGCCUUGCUAAGAGAGCAGCAGAAGAGACUGAAUAGAAUAAAAAUGCAGGAAGGUGCUGAAGUUGACUUGGAUGCUGUCCCAAGCACUAAAGAACGAGACCACAGAAUGCCCAGAGAUGACACGUACGAUUUCUUGAAACAUUCAUUGCUGGAAUCUGAUAGCGCUUUUAUUGGUGCGUACGGCGAGACGUAUCCUGCCAUCGAGGAUGAUGCCCUCCCGCUGCCAUCACAGCUGCCCUCUGCGAGGGAGCGCAGGAGGAACAAACUGAAAGGACUCGACUUUGAUAACAGUCAUCCUAACGUAUCACCUGAUGGUCUCUCUUUAAAAUCUGUAUCCAGUGUAAAUAUCGAUCAACUUAGAAUGAGAAACGAGGAACGAAUGCGAAAACUGAAUGAACUUCAGAAUAAGCCUGUUAAUACAGAUGAUGAGAGUUCACUGGUUGACCCUGAUGACAUCAUGAAGCACGUGGGUGACGACGGAUCGAACUCUGUAGCAACUGAGCCCUGGCUCCGCCCGGGCACCUCAGAAACGCUGAAACGAUUCAUGGCAGAGCAGCUGAGGCAGGAGCAGGUUCCUGUAAAACCAGGCACUUCCACUUGGCAGGGCCUGUCUACUGCACACGGUUGAAAUCAAUCUGUGCUGGACCCAGUGGUGCCUUUGAAGGUGAAAGGAAUGUGAAAUCUGAACCGUAAUGCUAUGUGCUACUUUUGGCCCAUACUUGGCAGUUAUUUAUGUUCCAUCUGUAUAUAAGGUGUACUUUUUUCCAUGAUGAUGUAUAUGAUGUAUAGUAUGGUACAUAAAUAAAAGGACAUGAUUAUUAAUUUAUAUAAUGUAGAAUUGUAUAGAGUUACUUUUGCACAAAUUUUGCCAUAAAUCAGGAUGGUAAUGAGCUCUUGGAAUCAACUACCGUAUGUGCAUUAUUUAAAAUUCUGCUUGUCAAUAAGAUACGGUGAAUAAAACACAAGUGUCUUAACAGUACUGUAAAACCAGAAUACUUUGUCAUAUGUACAUUUGCUAUUGUUAUCACUAUUCAGAAUAAUUUUUCAUUUCGUAAAUAUACUGGUUAUAGCUGUUGCUAUGUAAUCAGAGAAUCAAAUGUGCUUAUUUCCGUGUCGUUUAUUGACUACUGAUUCAGUAUAAAUGAUGGGAGUUGUUAAUGAUUAUAUUCCCGUGAGCCAUGCUCUUAAGUGUCACUUCUUUCUGCCUCUAUUUUUGUGCCAGUGAAGGCAUUACGUUUGCUAUUUAUAUGAU
This is a messenger RNA of Mesoplodon densirostris (Blainville's beaked whale), 4438 nucleotides long. It is a transcript of the gene CSPP1, whose product is annotated as centrosome and spindle pole associated protein 1. The record is from RefSeq and is a predicted model, not a curated record. Gene Ontology annotation, biological process: positive regulation of cytokinesis. The transcript is spliced from 30 exons. NCBI's taxonomy places the organism in Eukaryota, Metazoa, Chordata, Mammalia, Artiodactyla, Ziphiidae. Gene Ontology annotation, cellular component: spindle pole; microtubule; centrosome. The coding region runs from base 179 to 3814 and encodes 1211 amino acids.